Messenger RNA from Penicillium riverlandense, 615 nucleotides. RefSeq lists its product as uncharacterized. Gene Ontology annotation, molecular function: zinc ion binding. The record is from RefSeq and is a predicted model, not a curated record. The transcript has a single exon. Lineage: Eukaryota; Fungi; Ascomycota; Eurotiomycetes; Eurotiales; Aspergillaceae. The coding region runs from base 1 to 615 and encodes 204 amino acids.
AUGUUCAUCGAUCAACUCAUCACCGAAUUAACCCAUCACACCAGGGGAGGCGAGGGGCAAUCCCAGCUGGAUACGCUCAAGCCAUUGAUGUUGACUCUGCACUGUCUUUUCCCCAAUGACUUACUCCUGGCACUCGACCUCCUGGACCGCAGACUCGUGCGGCAUUUGGUGCCCACCAUCGAGGAGGAUGUCUCUCCCACAUCAGACCAAGAUAUAUUCCUCGUCAUGUCGGCAUCAACAGUCCCUCCCCCAGGGGUUUCUCUCUCAUCAUCCACCUUCACCCAACAUCAAAAGGGCUACGAAGUGCGCCUGGGCGCCUGGAACUGCACGUGUCCGACAUUUGCGCUCUCUGCAUUUCGAGAAGUCAGACCGACGGCAGAUGCUGAACCCGUGACUCCCGAGAUGGUGCAAGACCAAACCUCGAAGAAUCUCGCGUAUCCAUUUGGGGGCACUCUGACGCGCCCAGUGGCGGAAGGCGCAUUCCCGAUCUGCAAGCAUAUCUUGGCCUGUGUGUUAUUUGCUCGCUGUCCGGGGCUCUUUGCACCUGACGAGGAUGGCCGAUGUGCCGUCUCGAGGGACGAAUUGGCUGGAUGGUGUGCUGGCUGGGGUGGGUGA